AUGCGCCUACCGAAUCAACUUCUACAAGGCUUUGCAGCUGCAACCUUUGGUACCAUCAUUGUCCAAGCGCAAGCAAGCUGCUCAGAUUCGUUCUCCCCCUUGACAGCCUCAGCCUUCACGGCCAGCUUGAGCCCCGGUUGGAACUUGGGCAACACACUGGACGCAUUUCCCACCGAAGGCAGUUGGAAUAAUGCGCCGGUGGAAUCUAGCACCUUUGACGAUGUAAAAGCAGCGGGCUUCAAAAGCGUCCGCAUACCAGAAGUGACCUGGGCCUACCAUUUCACGGGUAGCAGUAAUGAGGGAGAUUCACCUAAUUGGGAUCUUGAUCCUUCCUGGUUGCAACGCGUGUCAGACGUCAUCGACAUGGUCACCGAUCGCGGUCUUUAUGUUAUCGUCAACGCCCACCACGACUCGGCUCUUUGGGCUAAUGUGGCCAUAUCUGGAGCCAACUACACAAUGAUUGAGGAGAAGUUCUACAGACUCUGGUACCAGAUCGGCACUAGUCUCGGCUGCAAAGCGUCGACGGUAGCCUUUGAACCCAUCAAUGAACCUCCAGGAUCGACAGCAGAGCACGCCGCCGAGUUGAACAAGCUGAAUAAUGUAUUCUUGCAGGCUAUCAAUGAUGCUGGUGGCUUCAAUUCACAGCGUGUCGUCACCCUUGUUGGCCCAGGAGAAGACAUGGCCCGCACCAGCCAGUAUUUCGAGCGACCCGAUCCAAUCUACACCAACCCUUACGCACUUCAAGUGCACUAUUAUUCACCCUAUGCAUUCACGUCGGCAGCAUGGGGAAAAACCAUUUGGGGCUCGGACGCAGACAAGCAAGCAUUGGAGUCGGAUUUCUCGCUGCUCAGAAACAACUUCACUGACAUCCCCGUUGUCAUUGGAGAGUGGCUCGUAAGCCCGGUCAUGACAGAAACUGCUGGGCGCUGGAGAUACUACGACUACCUUUCGCAGAUGGCGGUCAAGUACAACUUUGCUACAAUCAUAUGGGACUCUGGUGCUGACCACCUGGACCGCGCCGCCCACGCGUGGCACGAUCCAACGUCGCUCAGCGUGCACGCCAAUGCCCUGAUGAGCAUCAGUAAUAGUCUGCCAGAUGCGACGACCGAUUCAUCCUUGACAACUCAAUUCACGUCGGCAUAUAUUUUCCACAGACUGGGAUCUACCGUGCAGGACUACGACCUAUUGUUUAAACUAAAUGGCAACUCUGUCAGUUCCAUAACCGAUGGCUCCACUACCCUUUCUGCAGGGACGCAGUACUAUCUUGAGGGAGAUAAUAUCACGAUUUCCGCUUCAUAUCUUUCCGACUAUUUCGCCUCCUCUGCCACUGGGGUUCUAGGUACCCUCAUUAUCACGUUUUCUGCCGGGACCGCCAUACCAGUGCAAAUCCUGCAAUGGGAUGUACCCGUGGCCACCACAACUAGUGCAAAAGCUAUUGCGGGGAAUGAUACCGCGGUCUCGAUCACUUGGAAGGGGCUUGGCAAGCCAGCUACUGUGAGCGCCUACAAGUCGGACGGAAGCUUUCUGGUAGACGACUGGACCAUCUACCUCGGCCCACUAGAGCAGGGACGAACAACGUUUGGUGGACAGUGGAACUUUGCAUGGAACCAAGCAGGUGUGACAAUCACCGGUACAGCCGCCUCGGCGGUGGUUGCGGCCAAUCAAUCCACGACUUUCGUCGUAGAGGCUUACCCACGAGUUGCUGGAAACAGCGCCAAUUUCACCUUGACUGUAUAA
Messenger RNA from Pestalotiopsis fici W106-1, 1737 nucleotides. RefSeq lists its product as uncharacterized. The record is from RefSeq and is a predicted model, not a curated record. Gene Ontology annotation, molecular function: beta-glucosidase activity. NCBI's taxonomy places the organism in Eukaryota, Fungi, Ascomycota, Sordariomycetes, Amphisphaeriales, Sporocadaceae. Gene Ontology annotation, cellular component: extracellular region; cell surface. Gene Ontology annotation, biological process: glucan catabolic process. The transcript is spliced from 4 exons. The coding region runs from base 1 to 1737 and encodes 578 amino acids.